UGCAUUCGUUAUAUACGCAAUUGUGAACUUAUUUGCUGUUUUAUUUCUUAAAUUGGCAAAGCGAUUAAUGUGGACUUGUGCCCCUUUGUAUCUCAUAACCUAAAACUGUUUAGAGCUAAAGUAGCGUAAGUGCAUUUUGUUAUACAUUCCAUUAUAUUUCUAAUAGCCUUAAGCGUAAGCCUCAGAAUGGCAUGAACAUUCACGCACGUAUGAGUCACUUUGCGUCUCAUUAAUUGUAAAUUGUUAAGAUCCAAAGUAACUCAAGUGCAUUUGAUUAGAUGUUCCAUUAUAAUCUUAACUGCUAUUAUCUUAAGCUUUAGAAUGAAUUUGACAUUCAUGUCCAUAAAAGUCAUUUUGGUUCUCACUAAGUAGAAACUUUAAAAUCAAUGUAACUCAAGUGCAAUCUGUUGUACAUUCCAUUUUAAUCCUAACUGCUGUAAUCUUAUAGUAUAAAAUGUAAUCGACAAUCACGUACGCAUGAGUCACUUUCGUUCUCACUAAGUAAAAACUGUUCCAGAAGCAAAGUAACUCAAGUGCGAUCUGCUGUACAUUCUAUUAUAGUCCUAACUGCUUUAACCUUAUAGUCUAAAAUGUUAUUGACAAUCACGUACAUAUGAGUCACUUUGCUUCUCGUAUUGUAAAAGCUGAUCAAAAUCAAAGUAACCCAAGUGCGAUUUGUAGUGCAUUUCAUUAUGGUCCUAACUGCUAUGUUGUUAUAUCUUAGAAUCUCACGUAAAUGUCUGUACUGAUGUGUUAAUUUGAUUCUCAUAAACUAACGACUGUUCAAAACCAAAGUAACUCAAGUGCAUUUUUGUACACGCCAUUAUAACCCUUAAUGGCUACAAUUAUACCUUAUAAUAGCAUUACAUGCAUGAGUCACUUUUGGUUGAACUAAAUAGGUAUGCGUCAUCGAUUGACAAUUGUAAAUCUAAAGAUCAUAAUUAUAAUCGUACUUAGAUAAUUAAUUUAGGAGUAUAGGACGAUAGCUUUCUAAUCCAAAAUUCUUGUCCAAAAGCUUACGUAAUCACCUCCAUCUUAUGUAUGUCACGACUUGAUCGCUCUACGGCCUUCGCGCGUUAAUAAAAGGUGUUGCGCGCGCGCGGCCGCCUCAUUUCGUCGACAACGAUCUAGCGGCGCGGUCGCCUAUCGCCAUGGCUAAGGAAGACUUUAUGAAGAACGUGCUUUACGUUGUCAACAUCAUCUUCGCCGUGUUCGGGCUGGCUACAGCUAUCACGGGAAUAUGGUUUUUCGUGCAGCUCAUGGAAUUCGUCCGGCUUCGGAAUAUGAACCAUUACUUACUUGACUGGAGAGUUUACUGGCCUCAAGUGGCGCCAUGGCUGUUUAUCAUCUUCGGGGUCAUGAUCAUCAUCAUCGCCUUCUGUGGUUGGUGCGGCGCGCAGCGGGAAAGCAGAGGAAUCCUCGGGAUUUACGGUGGAUUCUUGAGUUUCCUGAUCCUGUUCCAAGUGCUUUCAGCAGUGCUUAUAUUUGUGUAUGUGGAUGGUGAAGAUACUGACCGUUUCAUUAAGGAUACAGUGUACGAUGGAUUCUACAACAUACAAAACAACCAGGAACACGCAAGGCAGUAUGAGUGGAUCGAACGGAAGCUGAAAUGCUGCGGUGCCAACGACGCAAGAGAUUACCGAGCUUUUAGAAAUGAUCUGCCUUUGUCAUGCUGUCAUGACAGCCUUUACAAAGCCUUGUGUGACUUCACGGACAAGGAAGCUAAUGAGAGAGUGGGUUGUGCUAAAGUGGCUGCAGUGUACACCAAGAUUAUCAGCUCUUCCGUCGCCGCUGCGUCACUACUUAUGAUGAUUCUCGAGAUCGUCGGAGUGGCGAUCGCUUGGAGACUGUUUCAUCUGUUCCGGGAGGUGGAACAUUAUAUCCCAGAGAAGAAGGAAGGUGAGACCGAGUGCUAGUAUUAGUUGUGGUUAGCCAGUAUUAUACCGCCGACUUAGUAUAUCCGACACGAAUCCGACGCGAUUUACUGCAGUUUUAACUAUGCAUAUCUGCACGUUGUUUACAAUAAUAAACAUAGAAUUCUCAACUUAAAGUGUUACAUUGUAAGGUUCAAAAUAACUUAAGUAUGACAAUGGAAUAUGCCGAUAUGCAUAAUUAAUUUUAGAUUGCUGCAUUUAGCAUCAAGUUCCCACGUCUCCUUGAUCAAGGAAAAUCAGGCAACUUGUUUAUGUUAACGUAAUUAUUAUUUAAUUGUUAAGAUCUCCGCAUUCCUUCGUGUCUUAGUUAAGAUUAUGGUUAAGGUCUUUAAUUGCCAUAAUGAAAUCGACUGUUGAGGUCAAAAUGCCAUCGCCUUGAGUGAUUUUAAUCAGGAUCCUCCUAACUCAAUCAUGUAUAUUUAGGCAAUUGAGUGACUUAAGCCCAUUAACACAUCCUUGAAAUUGAGCUGUAUUACUUUCAACCUAAGGUUGAAUUUAGCAUUAGUUGUUUAAAGCCUUAAGCUAUGCGACCUCGCGCCCCUCCAAGUCGUGACGAAUUAUAAAACCAUUCGAGUAUGUACCUCGUCCAACGUUGAUUUCGCAAGACUCGCUCUAAGUUGCUUCGAAAGCGAGCGCGCCAUGGACAGGUAUAUGUUGUACUUACCUCGAAGGCCGCUUAUGAGAAAAUGUUUGACCUCAAAUAGAACAUAGAACUUAAAUGCAGUAUCUUCGCGAGUUUCGAUGGAACUUUCCGACUGUUUUGUUAAAGGCGAUGGUGUUUUGUCAUGUUAUUAGCGAUGUGUGUUUGGGAACCCGAUUGGUUCUAAGGCAGUUACGCAAUGUGUUCUUCUGAAUGAUAAUUUAUUGGCUUCGAUGAAGCAUGUUUUGAAAUAUCAAAGUGCCAACGUAACCAUGUUAUUUGGUUGCGAUUAUGCAAUAGAUUACGCAUCGUUAUAUUUAGAUAUAUAUAUAUAUAUUUGCUACAUUCAUUCUCCGUCCAUAUUAUUGUAUAUUUUGGACUAGAAUAAGUUUUUUUUACCUGCUCAUAUGGACUUUAGAUGUAACAUAUGUAUACCACCUUCUGUAGAAUAUUUUCGUAAAUGUUAUCGCAUGCCAAAGAAACAUAUAGGUACAAAUAUAUAUCGAAUCAUAUAAUUUAUGUGUUAAAGAAAUAUUUUUUGCAUGCAAAAACUAUACACGUGUUAGGUAAGAUAGUUUUAAGUAUAUAAAUCACAAUUAUGAAAUGUAUAUAAUUAUUUAGAUUUUUAUACAUAACAAAAGGGUAUAUUUUAGAGAAAACUGCAGACAUCUCUAAAGUAUAUCUGGAAUGCCUAGUCUUUAAGUUACCUUUUCGUUGUGAUGUGUCAGAAAUGUGUAAUAAAUGACAUCUUACUAA
Cydia splendana is the source of this 3330-nucleotide messenger RNA. RefSeq names its product CD63 antigen-like. Gene Ontology annotation, cellular component: plasma membrane. NCBI's taxonomy places the organism in Eukaryota, Metazoa, Arthropoda, Insecta, Lepidoptera, Tortricidae. The record is from RefSeq and is a predicted model, not a curated record. The transcript has a single exon. Bases 1152 to 1916 code for a protein of 254 amino acids.